This is a messenger RNA of Amaranthus tricolor (Joseph's coat), 1175 nucleotides long. RefSeq names its product NADPH-dependent aldehyde reductase-like protein, chloroplastic. The transcript has a single exon. The coding region runs from base 1 to 822 and encodes 273 amino acids. Gene Ontology annotation, molecular function: oxidoreductase activity. The record is from RefSeq and is a predicted model, not a curated record. Lineage: Eukaryota; Viridiplantae; Streptophyta; Magnoliopsida; Caryophyllales; Amaranthaceae.
AUGGAAUCCGCACCCGCCCCGAUCACCACCACAACAACCACCGCACUACAAGACAGAGUAGCCAUUGUUACCGGCGCAUCUCGAGGUAUAGGCAAAGCAAUCGCCCUCCACUUAGCCUCACUCGGCGCAAAACUCGUCAUCAACUACUCUUCUCCAUCUUCCCAAUCCCUCGCCGAACAACUCGUUUCCCAAAUCAAUUCCCUCUCUUCUUCCUCCUCCUCCUCCACAACCCCACGAGCAAUCGCCGUUCAAGCCGACAUCUCCGACGAAACUCAAGUCAUUAGCCUCUUUAACACAACCGAACAAACCUUCAAUACUUCCCCCCACAUCCUCGUCACUUCCGCUGGCGUCCUAGACUCUUCUUACUCCACCAUCUUCGAUCUCGAUGUCUCCGAAUUCGAUCGCAUCUUCUCCGUCAACACUCGCGGGACAUUUCUGUGCAUCAAGGAGGCGGCUAAGAGGAUUAAGCGUGGUGGAGGAGGGCGAAUAGUGACUAUAUCCUCGUCAUUGGCGGCAGGUUUUAGGGAGAAAUUUGGAGCUUAUACGGCAUCAAAAGCGGCCGUGGAAGCCAUGACGAAGAUACUGGCGAAGGAAUUGAAAGGAAGUGGGAUAACUGUGAAUGCGGUAGCGCCUGGACCGAUUGCUACAGAGAUGUUUUAUGCAGGUAAGACAGAAGAAAUGGUGCAAAGGGCCAUUGAUGAGAGUCCAUUAAAGAGAUUAGGGAAGGUGGAGGAUGUUGCUCCUGUUGUUGGGUUUUUGGUUAGUGAUGGUGGUGAAUGGGUUAAUGGUCAGAUUAUUAGGGUUAAUGGUGGUUAUAUUUAAUUUCCCAAUAAUUUGGGGAUUUUUAUUGAUGUGAAAUUGAUCAAGUAUAUGUGGGUUUUAUACUUGCAUCAUCAUCAAUCAUUUCAUCUCACCCGUAUAAGCUAUGAUCAAGGUUUAAUCAUUAUAUUUCGCCUCUAGAAACUAUUAAUCAUGGUUCGAAAAGGUAUUAUGCCCGAAUUUCUUGUACUUUGUUACAAGUGAAUAAAUUAAUAACAUUGUAUAAAGAUAUCUUGGAUGAAAUUAAUUGUAGUAAUUUAGGUGUGUGUUUUAGUUGCUUGUUGAUGUUAUCCAAAGAUUUUUACUCCUACUAGUUGUUCAAUUGUAUUGUUAUUAGAACUUGUGUUUUGUCCUUA